Messenger RNA from Belonocnema kinseyi, 515 nucleotides. It is a transcript of the gene Bet5, whose product is annotated as trafficking protein particle complex subunit 1. The record is from RefSeq and is a predicted model, not a curated record. Gene Ontology annotation, cellular component: TRAPP complex. The transcript is spliced from 3 exons. Lineage: Eukaryota; Metazoa; Arthropoda; Insecta; Hymenoptera; Cynipidae. Gene Ontology annotation, biological process: endoplasmic reticulum to Golgi vesicle-mediated transport. Bases 36 to 473 code for a protein of 145 amino acids.
UGGAUUAAGAUUUUGUGUGUGUUUGCUCCAAGAAAAUGACAGUUCACAAUUUAUAUAUUUUUUCUCGAACUGGCGUAUUAUUGUACUAUACGGAAUGGAAUCGAUUAAAUAAAUCAGGAAUCACAAAAGAGGAGGAGGCGAAACUGAUGUACGGAAUGCUAUUUUCUAUAAAGUCUUUUGUCAGCAAAAUAUCUCCUUUAGAUCCAAAGGAAGGAUUUCUUUACUACAAGACUAGCAAAUACAAUCUGAAUUAUUUUGAAACUCCUUCUGGAUUAAAAUUUGUUCUCAACACGGACACUGCUGCUCAAAAUGUUCGAGAAUUAUUACAACAAUUGUACAGCCAGGUUUACGUGGAAUAUGUUGUCAAAAAUCCACUUUGUCAACUUAACGAAUCAAUCCAAAGUGAAUUAUUUAAAACAAAAGUUGAUGAACUGAUUAAAAAAUCUCCUAUAUUUUUAAGUAGACCCUUAUAAUUAUUUUAGUAAAUAAAUUUAAUGAAAUAUGUUAUUUUUAUA